Molecule: messenger RNA, 1872 nt
Organism: Exophiala oligosperma
Lineage: Eukaryota; Fungi; Ascomycota; Eurotiomycetes; Chaetothyriales; Herpotrichiellaceae
Exons: 3
Coding region: 1-1872 (623 amino acids)
Biological process (GO): positive regulation of transcription by RNA polymerase II
Cellular component (GO): nucleus
Molecular function (GO): DNA-binding transcription factor activity, RNA polymerase II-specific; transcription cis-regulatory region binding; zinc ion binding
Source: RefSeq, a predicted model, not a curated record
AUGGCGAAACAACAACUCCGCUCUAGAGGUGGGUGCCGGGAAUGUCGUCGCAUGCACCGGAAAUGCUCCGAGCAUCGGCCAAGCUGCGAAUAUUGCUCGAGUACGGGGAAAGAGUGUUCCUACGACAAGGCCCUUCGAUGGGGCGGACGGUCCUUUAAGAAAUCUUGUUUCGGUCAGGUCCUGUCCUCUGGCGCCGUGGUCAAGCAAUCUCACAACACCACCACCGCCGCCUCCUCCAAUGCCUCCUAUUCUAAUUCCUUCGUCUACGGGCCUGGCAACGGUCAGACCAGUACGCGAAUAGCAACCGCCCCAUCUCUUCUCGAAAAUACACCAUUGUCGGAAUCCUCGGUCGUGACAGAAGGCGGUCUUGUCGAUUCCCCCUCGUCGUUCAGCGACUUCAGUCAUGACCCGACGACCAUCGCCCCCUCCGACAGUACGCAUGACGCCUCACCUGGAGGACUCUCCAUCACGAGUCCAUCGGCGUUUACAACAGCAACCUCCAAUGACCUUGGCCGUGACCACGAUGCCGACGUCGAGCUCUUGCCUUACCCAGCCACGCCUGACUCGACCGAUGAGAGGUCGUGUUCGGACCUGGUGAUCGACUUUGGCCUGCAAAAGACAAGCAGUCCUAUCGACGUCAUUUUGAACCCCGAUUGGCUCCCGUGGCUCUCAAAUGUCGAUCGCUCGCUACUGAAUCACUUCACGUUGACGGUGUCGAGCUACCUGUCGCUUCACCACGCUAUGCAGAAUGAUUUUUGUACAGUGUUACUACCCAUGGCACUCGACACGUCACACGGGACGCACCUUCUGUCUGCGAUCCUCGGCCUGGCGGCCAUUCAUCAGAUCUCUCUCGGUUCUUACAACGAUGAGGCAUAUCUUGCUCAGCUUCGAUAUACCAGUCUCCAGCAGCUCCGACUGCAAAGCGUAGGUCAGAACGCGGCGGUCGACGAACAGUCCAUCGCGACGGCUUUGACCUUGUGUCUGUGUGACAUCCUCGCGGGAGGAGAGAAGCCCAAGUCGUGGAGAUUACACCUCCAGGGUGCUGCGACGAUGAUCAGGAACUACUUCACCAUGCACCCGCCAGAUUCCGGAAACAUUUUGGUGCUCUGGAGGUGGUGGAAGUCGAUGCAAUCGUUGUCCAUCCUAUUGGGAAACCCGACUCCCAGACUCAAUGAGAAGCCCGUGUUGACCUUGACUCCCGCUGGUGCCAGCGACUACAUUGACAUUUACGACGGCUUCUCGACGAAGCUACCUCCCGUCUUUGAAGAGCUUGACAUGCUCCACGCCGAAAGUCAGGCGCUGGAGAGAUUGGAAGUCAAGCUGGGUGAAGACGGAGCUGUCGAGAUAUUGCGAAAUGCACACUCGACGAGAUGCGAAGCGCUCCUCGCGAAGAUUGGUGGGAUGAUUGACAAUCCCGUCACGGAACUCGACCCGGCCAGCUCCGCCGACACCCAACCCGAACCCGCGUCGGAUUAUUUCUCCCUCAACGAGGCGUACCAUCUCGCCGUGAUGCUGCAGGUCUACCAGAGGGCCAUGAACGUCAGCGUCUCGGAUGACAGGGUGCAAGAUUUGGUGGAAAGGGGGAUAAAAUGCCUGAGUGGGAUCACCAUUUACGAAUUCGCGAGUCCGGGAGUCGCGACGUUACAACCUCUGUUCAUCUUCGGAUGCGCAUCGCUACGGGACCAAGACAAACAGUUCGUCAUGGGUUGGAUCGACAGGAUGAGAACGACUUAUUCGCUCCGCAACACCGAUUCCGCCCGGGAUUUCUUGUUGGAACUUUGGAGAAAGAGGGAUUCCAUGGGUUCGACGGGAGCUCAAUAUCAGUAUCAUCAAUUGUUGUCCGAGAAAGAUUGGGACCUGUCGCUGUGGUGA